Messenger RNA from Pyrenophora tritici-repentis Pt-1C-BFP, 2124 nucleotides. RefSeq lists its product as uncharacterized. Lineage: Eukaryota; Fungi; Ascomycota; Dothideomycetes; Pleosporales; Pleosporaceae. The record is from RefSeq and is a predicted model, not a curated record. Gene Ontology annotation, molecular function: carboxypeptidase activity.
AUGAAAGCUAUUCUUGUCCUGUUUGCCGCAAUUGGCGCUCGAGCCUGUCAACGUGAACGUGCACUACAACACCACCCCCACAAGCAUAUCAAGCGACAGUCUACCUUUCCCCCAGCCUUGACCCCAGACGAGGAGCUUCUGCUGAACUCUUUUGACACAGCCUCGAUAUCUGACUGGUCAUACUACUACACUCAUGGCGCUCAUUUGGCUGGUCGUAACAAAACCAUGGCAGAAUGGACUGUCAUGAAGUGGUCCGAGUAUGGCUUCACAUCGAGACUUGACGAAUACUAUGUCUUCUUAAACUAUCCCGUCUCUCACUCCUUGGAACUCACGUACAACAAUGGCAGCACAUAUACUCCGACUCUGCGAGAAGCUGUACUUGAUGAAGAUCCAACGACCAGCUACGCCGACAGUAUCCCUACCUUUCAUGGCUACUCCUUCACAGGCAAUGCAUCUGCCGAAUACGUCUACGUUGGGCGAGGCCAGCAAGUCGACUUCGACCGCUUGGAAGCACUUGGUGUCCAACUUGAGGGCAAGAUCGCACUCGCCAAAUACGGCGGGCCUUUCCGAGGACUCAAAGUCAAAAACGCCCAAGAACACGGUAUGAUAGGCACUGUCAUCUUUAGCGACCCUGGCGAUGAUGGCAAUAUGACUGAAGCGAAAGGAGUCGCCGCUUACCCUCACGGUCCAGCGAGGAACCCCACAACUGUUCAACGCGGAUCAGUUCAAUUUUUGAGCACAUACCCGGGAGAUCCGACUACCCCUGGCUAUGUCUCCAAGCCAGACUCUCCAAGAGCAGAUCGCAGCAGUAUUACCCCACAGAUACCUAGUCUGCCAAUCUCCUGGAUUGAGGCACAGCCGCUUCUGAUGGCUUUGAAUGGCUUUGGAACUAACGGUACUGAGGUCAAUAGAACGGGCUGGGUCGGCGCUAUUCCCGGCGUCAACUAUUUCACGGGAGAAGGAUCUGGCUCGACACUCUCCAUGUCUAAUAUAAUGAACGAUACUUACGGUAGUAUCUGGAACGCUGUAGGUGUCAUCAAUGGCACAAACGAAGACGAAGUCGUCAUUGUCGGAAACCACAGAGACGCGUGGAUCGUUGGCGGAGCUGCUGACCCCAACUCUGGUUCUGCCGUGCUUAUCGAGCUCGCAAAGGCAUUCAGCGCUCUCUCUAAGACGGGAUGGAAACCACUGCGUACAAUCGUCCUCUGCAGUUGGGAUGCCGAAGAAUAUGGUCUCGUUGGAAGCACCGAGUGGGUAGAAGAAUACAUUCCGUGGCUGAAGAAUGCCGCUGUUUCCUACCUGAACAUCGAUGUUGCUGUCGCAGGCCCAAUCCCAGAUGUUUCAGCAACUCCUGAUCUCCACGCCAUCGCCACCAACGUGAUGAAGAAGAUUGUAUACCCCUACCGUAACAACACCGGCCUCACCAUGUACGAUGUGUGGUCCCAUGAGAGUGGCGAAAUAGGCGUCCUCGGCAGCGGAAGUGACUACACGGCCUUCUUGCACCGUGGUAUCGCAUCCAUCGAUAUGGGAGCUGGUGGUGGACCUGAAGAUCCCGUGUAUCACUAUCACUCUAACUAUGACUCUUACCACUGGAUGACCGCGUUCGGCGAUCCUGGCUUCCAUACGCACAAGGCCAUUGGACAGUACCUCACGCUCUUGUUGUACCACAUGGUUUCUGACCCUGUUCUGCCUCUAGAACCCGCCGACUACGUUUCCGAACUCAACACCUACCUGGCCGAUUUGGAAGCCGACAUUAAUGCCAGCCACUAUACACUUGAUCUGUCGAAUCUCACAGCCGCCAUCUUGCAACUUGAGGAUUCCGCAAAGGAGUUCGUCGACCUGAGGAAUGAGGCGAUCGCUGCAAACAAUACUGCCCUCAUUGCGGUGCAGAACCACAAGGCUCGUGAUUUCUCGAGAGGCUUCACAAGCCAAGGCGGACUACCUACCAGAGAGUUCUUCCAAAAUACCAUUUUCGCCCCUGGGAGAGAUACGGGAUAUGCCCCGGUAACAUUCCCGGGUAUCACGGAAAGCAUCACUUUUGAUAAAGAUGUAACACUCGCGGAGAAGUGGGUGCAGAAGACUAGCGAUGCCAUUUUGGUCGCUGCGAGCAUUCUCAAGACAUAG